UUGCAAGAAUCUGUGAGAAUGUUUUCACAGUCAGGAGGUUUAUAGAACAGACAAAAGGCUGUGUCGUCCACACACAAGGAUAAGGAAGCUCAGUCAGAGAGCUGCAGCAUCUCAGAUACACAACUGAUCCACUUUUCUACUUUCCCACAAUUCCUUCACAGGUUCCCGAUAAGCAGACUACGACCAUGGUUGAAUUCCUGCUUUACGUGGCUGCAUUCUGCAUGCUGAGCGGGGCUACAACAGCAAACAAGACUUUCAUCAGCUCUGGGGAGAUGAACAUCACCUCGUGCCCCAUCACCUAUUAUGGACAGAAAUACGACAAAGUCUAUGUGACCUUCAAUCAAAACAGAUUUGCAGUCUGCUUCAACAAUUUAUACAAGCCUGGAAUCAAAAACGACUGUAUCCUGAUGUCUGGAGGGACGGCUGACCGAGGAAACCUGGCAGUGCUUUCCAGAGAAAUCCCAACUGGGUCGGGGGUUCAUAAGCUUCUACCCAACUUGAAGGGAGCUGGACACUGUGUCAACAUAAUACCACUGAGAGACAGCCAACACUCUGAGAUUGAACAAGUUGAACUUGGCAAUUUUGGGGCCCAAGCAAUUCUGGCAAUCAAGACAUACUCUGGGUACACAAGCAGUGAAGUGGAGGCAGAUGCUCUGGUCGACGGCCUCACAGUUUCUAAACAGAGAUUCCAGACAGCUGAGACGAUCAAAGGCGUCAUCACAGAUGUGAGCGGAUGCAGACUCUCAGGUGUCAUUUAUAAGACAAAUACAACAGUAAGGAACCCAGACAUCUGCUCCACUGUAACCUGUGACGUGAAUGGGGUCGUGAGCGCCGUUAGUGACUGUGGUCCCAUGGAGCGCUGCCAGGGAAAUGACAGUUGCAUCUUAAACACUGUGUGCUCUGUGACUGGAUCAGCUGUUGUCGAUUUCAUUGGAAGAGUUCACUCUGUCCCCGAUCGUUGUGGAUACACUCUGCUGAAGCCCUCCACCAUCCCAGGCUUCCAGGUGCUGGGUGUUUUCAAGGAAAGACGUCGUAAAGACGUUAGUUUUCUGGACCGUGUGAUCUUGCAGACAGAUGGUGUUCAGAUUUCUCUGGAACAAGGCAGUAAAGUUCAGGUUAAUAACAAGAACGUGAUGCUCAGUGCCACGACUCAGGUGGUGUACGGUGUGGAGCUCUCUAAGGACCGGACAGGCGUGACUGCUAAGAUUACGUCCUCCAACUACAGCAUCUCCAUCCUCUUUGAUGGCUACACCGCACUAAUACACAUGACAGGACCAGAUGGAGCACCUGUGAAUGGUUUAUGUGGUGAUUCUGGGUCAACACUGAGUGAAGAAAGGGUCUCUGAACACAGUGCAACUGACUGCAAGAUAAAACAUAAUGAAGCUGCUGAUGGCACAGUCAACUGCAACACCAUCACUGGAUGGUGUAACGUCCUGAAGCAGGCUCCUUUCAGUGCUUGCAACUCAUAUGUUGACCCAGAGCCCUUCGUAACUUCCUGUACUCAAACACUGUGCAAAUACCCUGCAGUGGAUCAUCUCGACUGCCAGUUCCUAGAGGCCUACGUCCGAGCCUGCAGUUAUCAGGGCAAUGUCACAGUGGAGGAGUGGAGGGCAAAGACCAGCUGUUCUGAUGUUCCUCAAGUUUUCUGUCAGGACAAGUUCUGCAGUGCUCAUGAGUUCUGUGGUGUGGACAGUGUUAGUGGAGAAACUCGCUGCCACUGUCGGGCCAUCUUUGCCGCAAAGUACAAACCAACAAGCAGUUUUGGUGAGCCGACUGUCUGUGGGAAAAAGUCUGCUACGGUAACUCUGGCUAACUGUCUCUUGGAGGACAAAGGCAUUGACUACUCGCUCUUACACCUCAACGACAGGACCUGUAGAGGCAAAAUACACAACCAGACCCACAUGGUCACGUUCAACUUCAACAGCGACAAUACUUGUGGUGCAGUGAUUAUGGCAAACAACAGCCAUAUUAUCUACAAGAACACUAUCAUGACACAGAACAUCUCCAUGUUUGGCCUCAUCACCCGUCACGACCUUGUGCAUAUAGACUUCACCUGCUAUUACACUCAGCCAGAUGUCAACACCUUGGCAAUCAAACUUAAACACAGUUCUGUGAUCCAGCAGAUUGCCUCAGGAGAAUGGAAUUACAAUCUGACCAUGAAUGCCUACGCCAGCCCAGACCACAUGCAAGCUAUUGAGUCAAGCACCGACAUUCAACUCAAUGAAAAACUCUGGGUAGAGUUGAAGACCGAAGGACUAGAUGAAGAAAUGGUUGUAGUGGUGACUGACUCCUGCUGGGCAACUGAUCAACCCUCACCGAGUGGAAGCCUGAGAUAUGACCUCAUCAUAAAAGGCUGCCCUAACCAUGCAGACCAGACGGUGAAGGUGGAUGGCAAUGGAAUGGGAACUUCCAGUUCUUUCUCUUUCAACGCGUUCCAGUUCUCUGGAAAUACUGGUGAUGUCUACCUGCACUGCAAAGUAGAGCUGUGUGUCAAGCAAAGCAAAACCUGCACACCGACCUGCAACCAGGCUCAGAGAAGACGCAGAUCUGCCAUGGCAAAAUAUGAGGAUGAAAACCCGGCCAUCAUUAGCAUGGCCUGGACUUAUUAAGAUAAAUUCAACUCUAUUCCAGCUGGCACUUGAACUGACCAACAAGCUUGAACAGAUGCCUGUUUCGUCAUCAUCCUAAUGAGGAGUCAUGUAUCAGUGCUGGCCAGUCUUGCAUAUGCAUGUGUUACAUCGAGGUUAAACAUUUUCUCAGCCUUGUUUCAUGAUUAAGACCCUCCAGUACUGUUUUAAAGAGGCAAACCAACAACUCCACCUUGAGCAGAGAAUAUGUGAACAAAUCGUUUGUGGAAGUUGUGUGAUCAAAAUGUGUGCCUGGGCCUUUCUCACUACUUUAUGGGUUGAUAAAGUGGAGAUGAAAUGAAGAUGCAAGACGUUAUCUUGUACGUUUUUUUGAUUUUGUGAAGAGCAACGGUACCUUUUGUUCUAAUUGCUAUAAUCCAAGACUAGAUAUAUAUAGGGUUUUACUAAUAGUUGCAGGCUGAAUUUAAAAAAUGUAACUUUCAAUCUGCUGCCAAAGUAUGCUGCAUUUUUAUCAUUUGCCUUGACUAUAAUCUCAAUAAAAAGCUUAAGUGUC
Molecule: messenger RNA, 3141 nt
Organism: Mugil cephalus (flathead mullet)
Lineage: Eukaryota; Metazoa; Chordata; Actinopteri; Mugiliformes; Mugilidae
Product: alpha-tectorin-like
Exons: 19
Coding region: 186-2609 (807 amino acids)
Source: RefSeq, a predicted model, not a curated record